CAUGCUUCAAGUGCUCCUAAUUUAUUAAUCAGGCACAUUACUAUGCACAUAACAUAACCAUAGUUGCAGAGAAGUUGCAGCAAAUUACAUACUUGAUCAUGCCUUCCUGCAACUUACAUACCAAUUUCAUCUCCAAAAUCUUUAUCUUUGUCAUCUCUCUAGCAACAAUUAUAUUCUUAACUCUAUUUCUCGCUCCCCAUUCCGUAACUUACACAAGUAAUCAUGAGCAUGUAUGUGAUAGAGCAGAUGAAUCAAAUAGUAUCAGCCUAGUAAAAACUUUCUUGGUAAAAUCUCUCCCGCAAAUGAAAAUGGCAGUCGAAUCUGCCGGUUAUAUGAUCCGCCGGACAUAUGAUUACAAGGAGAAAGCCGCCCUAGAUGAUUGUCUGGAGCUUAUGGACUUAUCGAUCGACAAAGUGAAAGAUACACUAAUGGAUUUAGCCAACUGGAGCUCAGUUUCUGAUUCUGCUAACAAUGUGCAUACUUGGCUUAGUGGUAUACUAACUAACCACAUAACAUGCUUUGAAGGGAUUGAACAUACAAGCCAGGACUCCAUCAAGAACUUAAUCCAAGACUUGAUAUCUAAAACAAGAAAAUCUCUAGCAGUACUUGCUUGUCUUGCGAAUUCCGAUAAGCGUUUUCUGCAGCCGCUUAACGGGAGAUUUCCGCAGUGGGCGUUGGCGAAUAUUAAGGAUCGGAAAAUUUUGGAAAGCUGGGCGGGGCAUAAGGUUAAGGCUGAUGUUGUAGUGGCACAGGAUGGGAGUGGAGACUAUAGAACAGUUCGAGAAGCCGUUGGUUCAGCUCCGGACAGGAGUAAAAGUAGGUAUGUGAUACAUGUUAAAAAGGGGAUUUAUAAGGAGAAUGUGGAAGUUGGAAAGAAGAAGAAAAAUUUGAUGAUUGUUGGUGAUGGUAUGAAUAAGACUAUCAUUACUGGUAGCCGUAAUGCUGCUGAUGGAUCAACAACCUUCAAAUCUGCCGCACUUGCUGUUGCAGGAGAUGGAUUCAUACUACAAGACAUUUGUAUCCAGAACACAGCAGGACCCGAAAAGCACCAAGCCGUAGCCCUCCGAGUCAGCGCAGAUCGAUCCGUCGUAAACCGAUGCCAAAUCGACGCAUACCAAGACUCACUCUACACACACAGCUACAGACAAUUCUACAGAGACUGUUCCAUACUCGGAACAGUCGAUUUCAUCUUCGGUGACGCAGCAGUCGUAUUCCAAAAAUGCAAAAUCAUCGCUAAGAAACCGCUCCCAAACCAAAAGAACAUGAUCACUGCACAAGGCAGAUCAGACCCGAAUCAAAACACGGGAACUUCCAUUCAAGACUGUAAAAUAAUUCCUAGCCCUGAUUUAGAACUAGUAGGUAACUUGUACUCCACGUUUCUUGGUCGGCCGUGGCGAGAAUAUUCGAGGACUGUGGUGAUGGAGUCGUACAUUGAUAAGCAUGUUGAUCCGGCUGGUUGGGCGAAGUGGAAUGGGGAUUUUGCGGUGAGGAGUUUGUAUUAUGGGGAGUAUGCGAAUAGAGGGCCGGGUUCGGAUACGAGCGGGAGAGUGAAAUGGGAGGGUUUUCAUGUUAUUACUGUUCCUAAUGAGGCUUUGAAAUUUACUGUGGGAGAGCUGAUACAAGGUGAUGUAUGGCUGGGUUCUACUGGUGUUUCUUUUAAUCAAGGUCUUUAAUAUGCGGCCGAUCACCUCGCGGCUUUGAAGGAAGAGAGUUUGAUAGGGUUCGUCUCUCAUGAGAGUCUUCUGGCAAGCUUAAGUUAUUGGUUAAUACAUGAUUUACAUGAUGUGGCAGAUGAUCGCUAUGUUUAGUUUUCAUUUCCUUUAGGUUUUGUCUCUUUGCCUUGUACCAAAAAAAAAAUCUUCGGUAUGUAUUAAUUUCAACUUAUAAUUUUAAUAGUUAUAUUUUAUGUUGAUGUUAUUA
Messenger RNA from Mercurialis annua (annual mercury), 1920 nucleotides. Its product is annotated as pectinesterase-like. The coding region runs from base 99 to 1673 and encodes 524 amino acids. Gene Ontology annotation, molecular function: pectinesterase activity; pectinesterase inhibitor activity. Gene Ontology annotation, biological process: cell wall modification. Lineage: Eukaryota; Viridiplantae; Streptophyta; Magnoliopsida; Malpighiales; Euphorbiaceae. The record is from RefSeq and is a predicted model, not a curated record. The transcript is spliced from 2 exons.